Molecule: messenger RNA, 926 nt
Organism: Linderina pennispora
Lineage: Eukaryota; Fungi; Kickxellomycota; Kickxellomycetes; Kickxellales; Kickxellaceae
Product: alpha/beta-hydrolase
Exons: 4
Coding region: 180-926 (248 amino acids)
Biological process (GO): lipid metabolic process
Source: RefSeq, a predicted model, not a curated record
GUUUCGAAAGGCGCUGUCUAUUGUAUACUUUUUCAUACUCACAUUCUUCGGCCAGACACUGGGCCAAAAGCUGGAUGUUGAGCCGGGGCGGACAUACCAGGGCAAUGAAACACAGCCUUACUUGGCUAUUAUGGACAAGUAUAUGAGUUUCGCUGAAGCAUCUUACUAUUUCCUGCGCCAUGGAGAUGGCUUCUCGUGUGGAGCGGCUUGCAACUUCUCUGCGAUUCCACGACACAAUGUUGAAUACGACAUGGCACAGUCCAAACCCGGUCUCAGACGGCUAUCUGGCAGUUAACCCAAAGGAAAAGGAAAUCUAUGUGGUCUGGACUGGUACCCGUCGCAUUCGGUCAGUCCUGGUCGACUUCGCAUUUGUAUUCGAGGACUUCCCCACGGACAUUCCAGGGUCGGCUGUCCAUGCUGGAUUCCUCGAAUCAACCAACGCAGUGUACCCGUAUAUCGUGAAGAAUAUCAACUCUCUUGCUGAAGACUAUCCCGACUACACCAUCGCGUUUAUUGGGCAUUCUCUAGGAGGAGCAAGCGCAGCUCUCUCGGCGCUCCAGUACGCCAAAGACACCUUAUUCAACAAGGACCGCAUCCAGGUGUGGACAUUUGGCGAGCCUCGUGUUGGAAACAAGCGGUUUGCAGAGUACUACACCGAGUUGCUGGGUAACCAGACGUACAGAGUCACAUUCCAGGCCGACGUUGUGCCGCAUGUGCCGCCAUGGCAGUUCCUUGGGUACCAGCACCACCCGCUGGAAAUCCACAUCAUCAAUCCAGAGGGCGACUUUUACGUGUGCCAAAACACUGUUCGUGAGGAUCUGGACGGUGCAUACAGGUGGCCGACAGUUGAUACCAGCUUCUCGGACCAUAUCAGCUACUUUGGCAAGCCGGAUAUUGUCAAUUUCGACCCUCUGGUCCGCUGGUAA